Messenger RNA from Prunus armeniaca (apricot), 198 nucleotides. NCBI's taxonomy places the organism in Eukaryota, Viridiplantae, Streptophyta, Magnoliopsida, Rosales, Rosaceae. The record is from the annotation of a GenBank genome assembly.
AUGGAGAUGGCGACGGCGACGGGUGCGACGGCGCUGGGUGCGAAAUGGCAAAUAGAAGAGUGCACAUACCUUGGGGAUUUGAAAAAUCUGGGUUUUAAGCUUAGAAGCUGUGGAGGUCAUAAGUUACAGAGGCAAGGACAGAGAGCGAGAGAGAGUGGAACUUCCAUGUGGAUUGGAUUUGUCAUUUGUGUGGGCUAA